Aethina tumida (small hive beetle) is the source of this 568-nucleotide messenger RNA. RefSeq names its product general odorant-binding protein 56d. The record is from RefSeq and is a predicted model, not a curated record. The transcript has 2 exons. The coding region runs from base 95 to 541 and encodes 148 amino acids. Gene Ontology annotation, molecular function: odorant binding. Gene Ontology annotation, biological process: sensory perception of smell. Lineage: Eukaryota; Metazoa; Arthropoda; Insecta; Coleoptera; Nitidulidae.
CCAGUUUCAUAAGAGUAUAAAUACUUUAAAAAUAAUUAUGUAGUUACAAUCAGUUUUUGAACAGUAAAGAGUAAGGACGUAAAUAAAAACAGCAAUGAAUAGUUUCGCAGCACUUACAGUUUUAGUUCUAGCAGUGGUUCAUCUUUCUGUUCAGGAUGGUUUAACCGAAGAGCAGCAGAAAAGAAUAGCCCAGUACCGAGCUGAUUGCAUCAAGGAAAUCGGUGUGAAUCCGGAAUUAAUUGAAAAAGCUGAUAACGGCAAUUUCGUCGAGGACGACAAACUGAAAUGCUUCACCAAAUGUUUCUACCAAAAAGCCGGAUUUAUCGACGACAAAGGCGAAAUUUUAAUUGACGUUAUUAAGUCCAAAAUUCCUGAAGGAGUCGACAAGGAUAAGGCUUUGGAAGUUAUUGAAACUUGCAAGAAACACGUCGGUGCUAACACAUGUGAGACUGCUUACCUCGUUCACAAAUGUUAUUUUGAACACAACAGAAAAUAUCAUGAAGCCCAAGCCGCCGCCGCCGCUGCUGCCGCAAAAAGUUAAAGUAUCAUAAUAAAGUAUAUAUUCUAA